UGUGCUGCUAAUGGUAGGAAGACACGAGACUAUUCUCCAAUAAGCGUGAAAGAUAGAGGGUGGCCAUGAGGGACUCGUCUUCUCCCAACUUCUAUACUUUUUGGAGCACAAGGUCUUCCUCUUUGGUGGUUUUCUGUAUACUUGUUCCUUUGGUUUUGGUGUCCUUGGUGGUGCUCAACUCCGACUCCAAAACAUCUUCCCUCUGGUACACUUCCUUCUCCGGGCAUCCGUCGGAAGGUGUUCAUCCUCCAUUGAAUUCCUCUGCUCUUAUUUAUGCUAGCGGAGGAGGAGGAGGAGGAGGAGGAGGAGAGGGAGAGAGAAGAGUUUUCUUUGAACCCAUUGCUUCUUUUAUUUCUCCCCCACUUGUCAGUGCACCGAGCCCCGCGCCACAACCUGCAGCACCAGUCUUUGAGGGCUCCAGUCCAAACAACACUAGAAGAGCAAGGAGAAAAGAUACAAAGCUAGAGAGGCUUGAACUUGGUCUUGCGAGAGCUCGAGCUGCAAUUAAAGAAGCUGUUCGAAAUCCAAACCGAACAGCAUUAGUGGAUAAAGAUUAUGUUCCUAAAGGACCAGUAUACAGAAAUGCCUAUGCGUUUCAUAAGAGUUACUUGGAAAUGGAGAAGUUGUUCAAGGUGUAUGUUUACCAAGAAGGCGAACCUCCGAUAUUCCAUGAUGGCCCCUGCAAGAGUAUAUAUUCCACAGAGGGAUUUUUUAUAAACAGCAUGGAUAUGGAAAGCCGGCUGAGAACGAGGGAUCCUGACCGAGCUCACGUGUUCUUCCUUCCAUUCAGUGUGGUGAGGAUGGUUCAAUACAUCUACCCGCGCGAUCACCAUGAUAUGAAACCUUUGAGACGGACCGUCCUGGAUUAUAUCAAUGUCAUUUCUGGAAAAUAUCCAUACUGGAACAGGAGUCUUGGUGCAGAUCAUUUCAUGCUUUCAUGCCAUGACUGGGGGCCUUAUGCCUCAGGCGGCCAUCCUCAGCUAUUUUUCAACUCCAUUCGUGUCUUGUGCAAUGCAAACACAUCGGAGUGGUUCAACGCUUCGAGAGACGUAACACUUCCGGAGAUGAACGUGAGAUCCCACGUCGUCAAGGUCGGAGGACCAUCCGCUUCAGGCCGUCCGAUCCUUGCCUUCUUCGCCGGAGGAAGUCACGGGCCCGUCCGGCCGCUGCUCCUGAAGCACUGGAAGGACAGAGACGGCGACGUCCAGGUCCACGAGUACCUCCCCAAAGGAGUGUCCUACGUUGACUUGAUGAAGAAGAGCAAGUUCUGCCUUUGCCCGAGUGGAUACGAAGUUGCCAGCCCAAGAAUCAUGGAGGCAAUCUAUUACGAGUGCGUGCCGGUUACGAUCAAUGCCCAUUACGUGCUGCCUUUCAGUGAUGUCCUCAACUGGAAGGCCUUCUCGGUCCAGGUCUCGGUUGAGGACAUCCCAAACCUCAAGAACAUUCUGAUGAGCAUAUCACCAAGACAGUAUAUAAGGAUGCAGAGGAGAGUAAGGACAGUGCAGAGGCAUUUCAUGAUAAAUGGCCCUCCACGGAGGUUUGACUUGUAUCAUAUGCUCCUUCACUCAAUAUGGCUGAGAAGACUAAACAUUCGCAUCCAUCCCCAGGAUUGAUUCUUUUCUAAUAACAUGGACUAAUAUUGGUA
Messenger RNA from Phoenix dactylifera (date palm), 1645 nucleotides. RefSeq names its product putative glycosyltransferase At5g03795. Lineage: Eukaryota; Viridiplantae; Streptophyta; Magnoliopsida; Arecales; Arecaceae. Gene Ontology annotation, molecular function: glycosyltransferase activity. The record is from RefSeq and is a predicted model, not a curated record.